GGCCUGCCAGGUGAUUUAUCGAUCUUUCAGCGUUAUGCUUCGAGCAAUUUACCCCAAAACCGCAAUCAUAUUUCACUGGAAAUGUAGGGGCGUUUAAAGCAAAAUCCUCAAUCACUUUCAAAUCAAAUCCUGUGCGUACAGAUACAAAUAAGCAAAGGCACAAAACAAAAACCACACAGCGGUUACAUCUUACAUAUAUGUGUUUUUUAUUAAGUAGAAUAUUUUAAAAGAAAUUAAUUAUAUAUAAGAUGAUCUCAGCUUAAUCACAUGUAUACAGGCAGAAGGAUGUGCCCUUGACCUUGAAGUAGACUGUACACUCUUAAAUAGAUUUUAAUUAUCUGGAUAAUUUAAUGAGGUUUCAUAGUUCAGUAUUAAAAGUUUAGACUGAACUGUGACUUUACACUUAACUUCCCAGCACUCUUUAGUCUCUAUUCGUCUCUUAAUCUGAAGCUGCGCUAUUGUUUUAGUCAUAACCAUCAGUAUUUGAGAUGGGGGAGGAGAUAUAUAGAAUACAUGUCUUGCUCUUCGAUUGUUAACUAGUUAUCUGCAGAAGGGGAAUAAUCGCUGGUGUUGUGGUUGCUCGAGUCAGAGGAAGAGUUUGAGGUCCGCUUAUAGGUGUUAUUAUCGAGUGCAACGUCAGCGAUGAGACAUGAGAGGGAGGGGGAGAGCGCGUGAGAGAGCCCUGUAAUUCACCCCUACUGUCUUAACAAAUCAAGCUCUUCAGUAUAGCCCCCUUUGUGUAUUCUCAAGAAAACAUUGUGUAGUGAGCUCUCUUCAAAGCCACCAGUGCAUCUGCUGUAGGGCUGAGAGGUUUUUUUCCAUCUCGAGGACAUAUCGGUGUGUUUUUUGGUGAACUGAGCGUUUGCGCGAGAACCGUUACAUCGCCUUGACGCAGGAGAUGCUGAGCAGACAGCUCGCGCACUAACCGGGACGUAACUUCCUGCCGAAUCGCACCAAGGACUCGUUCCUUCUUUCUGGAUGGAUAUGGAGGAGGAAUUCAGCACAUAAUAACCGAUUUAAUGAGAGAUGCUCCAAGAAAAGGCCUCAGCUGUGGCUGAUGAAGGUGUGACUGUGGCACAGUCUGGUGAGCUUGCUAAUGACUCUUCACAUCUGGGCUUGCCUGUGGCCCCGAGCAUUCACCACAACAAUGAAGUCGACCAGAACAUCGAAAACAUCAAAGUAGUUCUUCAUGAGAGGGAACUUUGGAAAAGGUUCCAUGAGGCAGGAACAGAGAUGAUCAUCACUAAAGCAGGCAGGCGGAUGUUCCCCAGCUACAAAGUAAAAGUCACAGGAAUGAAUCCAAAAACAAAGUACAUCCUCCUAAUCGACAUUGUUCCAGCUGAUGAUCAUCGUUACAAGUUCUGCGAUAAUAAGUGGAUGGUGGCUGGAAAAGCAGAGCCGGCCAUGCCUGGGAGGCUCUAUGUUCACCCUGACUCUCCUGCAACAGGAGCUCACUGGAUGAGGCAGCUGGUCUCGUUUCAGAAGCUAAAAUUAACAAAUAACCACCUGGACCCUUUUGGACAUAUCAUACUGAACUCUAUGCACAAAUACCAGCCCAGGUUGCACAUCGUCAAAGCGGAUGAAAACAACGCCUUUGGUUCUAAGAACACGGCUUACUGCACCCAUGUGUUUCAUGAAACCUCAUUUAUCUCUGUGACAUCCUAUCAAAACCAUAAGAUUACCCAGCUGAAGAUUGAGAACAAUCCCUUUGCCAAAGGUUUUCGUGGUAGUGAUGAAGGAGACCUCAGAGUGUCCAGACUCCCAGGGAAAGACUACCCAGUGAUUUCCAAAAACAUGGCAAGGCAACGGCUCCUCACAUCACAUACCCAUUUGGCUGGAAAGUUAAGUGCGGGGGUACUGAGUGGUCAUCCGCAGGUCCACUCUCACUAUCAGUAUGAUAGUGGGGUUGCCUUGUCUGGAACUGAUCCACAGGAGCCUCUAUCCAACCCAUUUCCUUCUGGCAGAGAGUCCAGUCUGCUUUACCAUUGCUUCAAGCAUAGAGAUAACAACAGGCAUUUGGAGCUGGGCUGCAAACGGCCAUACCUUGACACGGCACCCUCAGCAGUUUCAGAGGAGCACUACUUCCGCUCCCCUUCUUCCUACGAGCCCUCUUUACUGUCUCACCCCUACUGUGGUGAAGCAUUGGGCUCUAGAGAGGCCUGCAUGUAUGGAAGUAUGGAUGGUGAAGCAGGAGCUGUAGGUGUAUCUAAUACUGAGGACAUGCCUCCACCCUCUCUGAACUGCAACAUGUGGGCAUCGGUGCAGCCCUAUCCUCGUUAUGGUAUACAGACCGUUGAGGCUGUGCCCUACCAGCCCUUCAGUGCCCACUUAACAAGCACAGCCACUACUGCCUCCAUCGUCUCUCAUCACUCAACAUCUAUGCAAAGGCCACAGCCUGCUCCCCAGGUUCCAGACCUGGUGUCUUUUGGUACACAGCAGGCUAUGCCACCAGUACCAUCUUCGUCUUCCUCCUCUUCCUCAUCCCCAUCUGGUGCUUCCUCAUGUGACAGAUCAGCCCAUCUGCCGCUGUACCACAGGAAGCCAGGGUCCCCUCUGAGAGUCCACAGGGAUUUCUCAGCCUACCCAACCCAAAGCCCUGCAUCAUCGAGAGAGCCGGUAUACCAGUAUCAGAUGGGCCUCAGCAGCAUAGGGUCCCACUGGUCUGACAGCUAAGAUGAGAUGAAGAAGUGUAUUGUUUCGUCUGAUGUUUGUCUGUCACCUUAGAGUCACACACUGUCUCUAAGAACCCCAAAGAGAUUAUUUUUCUAUAAAGCCAAAUUGACAAGUUAACAUGCAAGUAUCAUACUGAUAUAAAGAACGGAAUCUGUAAAUAUACACCACUGUUCAAAAGUCAAUACACCAGCCAUACUGUAUUCAAAAUCAUAAUUGUAUUAUGAAAACAAAGUAUAAACAUAUACACUUUAGAUCUAAUUAACAUAUGCCAGACAAUAUGAUUGGUUUCACUUUUAAAGUAUCUGGGGAAUAAAAUCAGAAUUAAUAAACGAAGUGUAUAUCUGUAGCAAUUUCUCCAGGAAGCCUGCCUUAUUUGAUCUCCAUUUUUCAAAUGUAUGGCAUUCUGUAUUUUUAUAUUUUGUUAUAUAUUAAUGCCGUAAGUUGCAGAUCAUGCUGACAUAUCAGUAAAUGAUCAUAUCUUGUUUUACAGCUUCUGGCAAAUGGUUGGAAACCUAUGAAGGUGUACAUUGCUAGCUUCACUUUAGAGUAACAUUAUCUACAGUAUAUGGACCUACAACAAAAUGGAUUUUAUAUUAUUUAAAAUACAGAUUUCAAACAUUUGAGUGGUAAUUCCACACUUUUGAAGAGUAAUGUAUGGAGCGCAUAAAGCAUUUAUUUGCUCUAUAUCAAUGUCAUAUUUAUUUGUGUAUGGUGUAUGUUUAUAGUUGUGCUUACAAGUACAUUGGAUGUAACCAUGCAUAAGCACUGCACUGAAAGCACCAAGAGACCAUUAACUAGCUUAAGGAUGUUCAAAAUGUCAGUGCCAAUGGUGUGUUAAAGCACAAAUUGUCUAUGCUAUAAGAUGUCAGUAUAAUGUACGAGACAUAUGGGGUUAAUGAAUUUAAUAAUUUGAGAUUUCACAAUAUAUUUUUGAACAGCAAAGUUUUUAACACAAAGUCCAUUUCACACUGAGUGGGGUAUCACUAUUUGGUUUAGUUAACUAAUAAGAUGCUUAGAUAACUAAGACGAGAAGAUGCUGUUCAGAGUCCUAAUUACAGUGAGCAAACUAUGAGAAAGUAAAUAAAUAACUUGUAGUUUAAACAUAAUUUGCAACAUUCAAUAUAACCAUGAAUUCAAUACUGGAUGGAGAAGGAUCUUUAGCUCAUUGAAGCCAACAUUAUUUUCAAAACAAUUUAUGCACUGUGUACUAAAAAUUUCUGUGCAAAAACAUGUUGUGGACUGUAUUUCAUAGCAUUAGUGAUUUCAAAGGCUGUAAAGCAAUUGAAUUGUUUUUGUUAGUUCCCUGUAUGUACUUUGAGCUCAAUAUGGUUACGUUAAUGUGGCUCUAAAUGAGCUCUAUUCUGAAACAUGCUGUGAUAUGGGUCCAUACAGAAUUUGAGAUUUCAACAAUGUGUGCUGAGAGCACAGAAUUUUAGUUGAUUGUGGCAUUAAACUCAAUCCUACAUGGUACACUUAAAGUAACUGGACAUCAGAGAGAGUCUGCACAACCAGAUGGAGGCUUUAAGAGUGAUUCUUAAGCCAAGAGAAGAGAAGAACAGAGAACUGUUAAGAAGUCCAAGACCAAAGACCCAAAGGACUGAGCCCUUACAAGACUGAAAAUGUAAAACAGCAGGCAAAAGGCCAUAACACAAACUCAAAAAGGAUGAACCAGAUCUUGGUAAGCCUGCUUACCGCUCAUUAAGAAAAAAGGGAUGUAUCUGAAAACCAUAUGUUGGUCUGGUGAUCUGCAUGAUCCAAUUUGCUUUGGAUUCAACAUGUAACAAAAUCCAUAGCGAUUUUAUUUUUUUUUGCACACCUGUUGAAUAAAUGGUACUCCUUUUGUCUCCAAGUAAGCUUCUAAAAUGGGAUUGUAUUAUAAACAUGUUUAAACCAAAGGUAAUCCAAUCAUUGCGCUCACUGUAUUGUAAAGGCAAAUUUUAAACUGCUGACAGGAAUCUAUACUUUCUGUAGUGUUCAGUAGCUUUCAGUUAAUUUUCUCCAUGUUGCAUGCUUACAGAAAUCACAUAGUAAUAUUGUCAGAGGUUUAUCACAGAUUUACGCAUCAUUAAUCAUUGCCUCUGUCUCCAGCAAUGAUUUACGAAGAGAUUAACCACAGUGUUCAGGGAUAAAUACUGCAUUCA
Messenger RNA from Hemibagrus wyckioides, 4814 nucleotides. It is a transcript of the gene tbx4, whose product is annotated as T-box transcription factor 4. Gene Ontology annotation, molecular function: RNA polymerase II cis-regulatory region sequence-specific DNA binding; DNA-binding transcription factor activity, RNA polymerase II-specific. Gene Ontology annotation, biological process: angiogenesis; positive regulation of DNA-templated transcription; cell fate specification. Gene Ontology annotation, cellular component: nucleus. NCBI's taxonomy places the organism in Eukaryota, Metazoa, Chordata, Actinopteri, Siluriformes, Bagridae. The transcript is spliced from 9 exons. The record is from RefSeq and is a predicted model, not a curated record. The coding region runs from base 1027 to 2673 and encodes 548 amino acids.